Molecule: messenger RNA, 833 nt
Organism: Gongylonema pulchrum
Lineage: Eukaryota; Metazoa; Nematoda; Chromadorea; Rhabditida; Gongylonematidae
Source: the annotation of a GenBank genome assembly
AUGCCAAGCGGGCAGUUAAUUUUGGAGGAGUAUGGCUGCUCGGGCCACACUGGCAAGCUUGAGAAGGAGUUAAGGCAGUCGGAGAAACUCGGUUUAAGCAGCUGUAAUUUAAUCCAAGAUCUCCAGGCCAGUCUUAAUUUUGCGAAUAGCACGAAGAAAUAUCUGGAAGACGUGUACAAAAAUUUGCUUGCCGAGAGCGAAGAACUGGAACGGCAAUUGGAGAUCUUACGCAAGCAACUUGGAGAUAAAUUACAGCUGGAGGAGAUGCAUCGAAAAUGUCAAGUGGAGAUGAUGACAACAGCUCGUGAGAUGGAGCGUGCAUGCAAGUCACGCCUUCAAGAGCAGCUUCAGGCGAUGCGUGCCGGGUUCGAUGCAUGCUUAAACGAAAGUCGAUGUGAUAUUGAUGAAAAAUACAAAAACAAGCUGGACGAAGCAAACGAAACGCUUCAGCAGAUGAAUCAGGCGCAGGAGGAGACGGCACGCAUGCGACUUCGCGUCCACGAGCUGGAAAAGGCUGGCAGUGGUUAUGAGAGCCGGAUCGAGGCACUGAACAGGAAGAUUUCCGAUUUUGAGAGUCAGCUGCGCCUUACUCGCGAUGAUUACGAUCUGCGCCUCAGCCAGCGCGAUAAACGAGUUGUGGAGCUGCAAGAAGAAAUUGGCCGCCUGCUAAAUGAGAAUCAAGAUAAAUUCGACCUGGGAGUUCAGCUUAACACCGAACUGAAAGCUUGCCGGAAUCUGCUUGAGCGCGUGAAAUCGCUGCAUCACAUUUAUUGCUUCUCGGGAAUAUUUCUGAUAAAUUUCUUACUGCAAAUAAAAGAAAAUUCCUGCUAGUA